Centropristis striata (black sea bass) is the source of this 742-nucleotide messenger RNA. RefSeq names its product SIVA1, apoptosis-inducing factor (gene siva1). Gene Ontology annotation, biological process: extrinsic apoptotic signaling pathway. The record is from RefSeq and is a predicted model, not a curated record. Gene Ontology annotation, molecular function: CD27 receptor binding. The transcript is spliced from 4 exons. Lineage: Eukaryota; Metazoa; Chordata; Actinopteri; Perciformes; Serranidae. The coding region runs from base 53 to 568 and encodes 171 amino acids.
UUUGUAGCAUUACGGCGGGACUUUUUUCUUCUUCUUCUUGCUGCUGCUAAAAAUGCCGAAACGACCUUGUCCUUUCCCGGAAACGUUUUCCUCUCAAUAUAAAAUACACGUCGGACAACAGGAGCUGAACAAUUAUGGAGUUUUUGGGAACAUAUACAGACAAGAAGUUUACGAAAAGACAAAGAACUUGCUCUUCAAUGGUGCCAAGGCUGUGAUGGGCAAAAUAUGGACCGGAGAGGAAAGGUGCACCGACCCACAGCCCGCUGGGCCAGCUCAGAUACCUGCAUCAUGCAACCAGACAUUGCUGAGAGGACAGACACUGAUUGGACAUGAUGGGAGACUGACGAGACUGAACACCACACAAGGUGCACCAGUGGCUUCAACAGGCUGCUGUGUGUGUCAGAAGAGCCAGGGGUCCAGGACAUCGUGCUCCCAAUGUGACCGUCUAGCCUGUUCCUCCUGCACCCGACAGUGCUCAAGCUGCUCCGGCCCCUGCUGCUCUGUCUGCAGCAUUAUAGAUUACAGCGGGCAAUAUGAUGAAGUACUAUGCUGCAGCUGCUCGACGUAGGAGGACUAUUGAAGGGAUCAGGAGUUUAUGCUUGAACAUAUGUCGUUGCCUCAUGAUAUUAACAAGGCUGCAUUUUAUAUGUGAUAUUUUUAUGUGAUCCAAAUGUGUGUACAUAUAUAUAUGUGUAUUAAUUGAAUUCCAAUAUUAACUGAAAUAAACUUGAACACUUUUGUA